Messenger RNA from Cydia splendana, 874 nucleotides. It is a transcript of the gene TfIIA-S, whose product is annotated as transcription initiation factor IIA subunit 2. The transcript is spliced from 4 exons. Gene Ontology annotation, molecular function: TBP-class protein binding; RNA polymerase II general transcription initiation factor activity. Gene Ontology annotation, cellular component: transcription factor TFIIA complex. The record is from RefSeq and is a predicted model, not a curated record. Lineage: Eukaryota; Metazoa; Arthropoda; Insecta; Lepidoptera; Tortricidae. Gene Ontology annotation, biological process: RNA polymerase II preinitiation complex assembly; transcription initiation at RNA polymerase II promoter. The coding region runs from base 122 to 448 and encodes 108 amino acids.
AUGCAAUCGUUCGUUUUUAUUCUAUCAUAAUAGUGGCGUCGAAAUUCAGAUUAUCCCGUUGAAUAUUGUUUGAAAUAGUGCGUUUGUCUUGUGUAUUUCAGUUUAAAUUACACAAUCUAUAAUGUCAUAUCAACUGUACAGAAAUACUACGAUCGGAAACACAUUACAAGAAAGUCUUGAUGAACUGAUCCAGUAUGGGCAGAUAACACCGGCUUUAGCAGUGAAAGUACUAUUACAAUUUGACAAAUCUAUAAAUACAGCUUUAUCCAACAGGGUGAAAUCUAGAUUAACCUUUAAAGCCGGAAAAUUAAAUACUUACAGGUUUUGUGACAAUGUGUGGACCUUUAUGUUGAAUGAUGUGGAGUUCCGAGAAGUGCAAGAAGUUGCUAAAGUAGACAAAGUCAAAAUUGUAGCUUGUGAUGGUAAAAAUGUUGAGGAAAGGAGAUAAUAUUUGUGGUGCUGGUAUAGUGUCUACUUCCAAUAAUUAUCUCAAAAUAUUUUCGUAAGGCUCUAGUUUUGAAAAUGGAUUCAGGUGUGCAUCAGUAUAAAUACUCAGGGCCUAAUUGCAUUGAGGGCCUUUUGUUAAUAUUUCAGUUUGGUUUGUUGUGAUUUAUGAUUAUGAGGUUAAAUAAGACUUUUGACAUUGGUGUUGUGUUGUGUUGUGUUGUGUAGUGUUAAUACCAAAGCAAGGGACAAGCAUUUCCAUUGCUUCACAAUUCAAGACAAAAUAGGUAUAGGUACUUAACUUUAUUAGGAUUUUUCGUAAUUGUAUGGAAUAAAUUGAAAUGUUUCAUUUAAAAUUCUGAUUGUAUUUAAUUCAUAUCAAGUUAUGUUAUGUGUGUAUUUUUAAAAUAAAUAAAUCAUAUACUGGUGU